Messenger RNA from Colossoma macropomum (tambaqui), 4508 nucleotides. It is a transcript of the gene tmem54a, whose product is annotated as transmembrane protein 54a. The record is from RefSeq and is a predicted model, not a curated record. The coding region runs from base 162 to 908 and encodes 248 amino acids. The transcript has 6 exons. NCBI's taxonomy places the organism in Eukaryota, Metazoa, Chordata, Actinopteri, Characiformes, Serrasalmidae.
ACCUGAUGCGCCCUCCAAUCCUCCCUAGACUCAGGUAGGCGGAAAGGAAGAGGAAUGUAGAGCUUUAUGCGGCACAACAGCGCGAAUACAGCCUAGACCGACUUCCCAGGAUUAAAAAUGACUUGAGAAGUGACUCGAGUAAACGUUUGGAGGUGGUGAAAAUGGGGCUGUGUUGUAGAAGUCUCAAGGAUGAGAAGAUCCUUAUGAAGAUGGGCUUGGGCCUGGUGCUGGCAGGACAUUUGAACUUCUUGCUGGGGGCACUCAUGCAAGGGGCUGUGCUAAGAGAUGUGAAAGUGAGCUCGCAGUUUGCCACUAUAGAGUACGCCAUCUCCAACAUCAUCGCUCUAGUGGCAGGACUGACGGCAAUUAUUGGUGGAAUAUCAGCCAUUGUACUUUCUAAAAACAUGAAAAACCAGCCCUUGAAGUGGUCGUUACUGGUGAUGAGCAUCCUGGCAUUCUUCUUUGGCUCCGCCUCUGCUGUGAGUGUCACUGUCUCCAUGGUAACAGCCAUCAGUAACAGUGGGAUGAGUCUGCUGACACAGUGCAACCUGCCAGGCAACAUCAGCGCCUACAAUACCUACCGCGUCACCAACGAGUGCCCGUUUGACCCCACACGCAUCUACGGGACUACUUUGAUCCUGUGGGUGCUGUUGAUCGUGAUGUCUUUGGUGGAGGUGGUGUUUUCUGGACGUUGUUUUGUGGCCUGCACAGCCUUCCUGAGGCUGCGAUGCCCCUGGAGAAAGAGAGCUGUUAACGCUUCCAGGGUGCGCUUUCGUACACCAGAGCCUGUACCAACGUCGCCCAUAACAGUGUCGCACAUCGAUGGACCAGAAGAGGGGGAGCCAUCGGAGCAACAUGAUCUUCUACAUGCAGCAACAUCCCCUGAGGAGACCAGUGAUUGGCUGUGAGCAAGGUGCAAAAUACAGGGGAUUCUGGGGAGGUCCCUAAUUAACACCCUGGACCCCCUGAAUGUUCAAAAUCAAAAUUCUAGGGGUCCCUGAAAAUAAACUUAUGAUGUUAUGUUGUCCGUUAGGGAAAAAUAGACAUUCAAAUACAAAUUCAGGGAAAAGUCAUUGUUUAACCUGCUUCACUCUUGAAACAGUGAGCUUCUGUCUUUAAUAUUUUUAAAUAACUAGUGAUGCAGCACUGGUCUGCCUCAGGGUGGCACUGUAGCACAUUGGUUCUCCAAGAUGUCCUUCAUAGCUUAGCAGCUGUAACUAUGCCUAGGAUAAUUCAGAAAAACUUUAAAAAAUACCAUAGUGUAUUUGAAAACAUGAAAACUUUCCCAAGAGUAAGUCACUUAGCAGCCAGUCAGUGUUAGACUAGUCAGCCAACAUGGGUUGAUUUAAUGUCUGUUGUCCCCGAUAUAUAAAUAGAUUAUAUAUAAUUAGUAAAUUAUCCUUGAUCAUAAGAAUGGCUCAGACCACUUGUAUAUUCAUGCUCACCAUCCUCUUGAUUAGCAACUUCUAGCUUGUAGCUCCACCUUGCUGGUGUACAGUUAGAGGCUGUAGCUCAUCUGCUGAUGCACAGUUUGUCUUCCAGCCCUUCAAUAAUGGUCAGUUUCUGACUACAUAGCAGCUCUUGGUGGAGCUGGAAAUGUGUUUCUGAACCUGAUGGGUCGCAGCUGUUCACUGUGGGGUCUGGUCGGGUUCACCGUUCACGUUAAGGUUCUCACAGCCCAAUUCCACUACCCAGCUUCCCCCCCUGCUGUAGUUUUUCGCUUUAUUUUAUUUUUCCUCUCUACAUUUAUUACCUUAAAAUGGUUUAAAUCUGGCAUGGAGUCUUCCGCUCAUGUUGUUGACAGAAUUUAGCACUGUAUUCCAUGACACCCAAGCUUGUGAAAAAUGGAUGCGUGGAAAAUAAAACAGCAAAUUGGAGAGGAGAGUUUUAAAUUUACUCCGAAAAAAAUGGUAUGUAUAUUAUAUAGUCUUGUGCAAAAAUUUGAAAAACCCCUGGUUGAUACAUUUUGUUGAUUGAAUUGAAAAUAAGUUCACAUGCUCUACAAAAAAACAAACUCCUACCAAAAAAAGUGGCCUGUGCAAAAGUUAUGGCACAUUUUAUUUGUUUCCAAUAUGUUUAGCUCACAAAUAGUUAUGUACCAAAAUUUGUAGAAAAAUAAAAAGUCCCUGUAAAGGAUGUGCUAACAUAUUUUCAAACAACAAAACAUGUAAGACUGAAUGUAAUGUUCUGUGGAAAGAAAUGAAACUAUAGAAUUACACAAACAAAGGUUGAUAUCUUGCUCCAUUAGCACCGCACAGCAGGAGAACAGCUCAUUAUGGAAAUUUUCAUGUCUUAAAAGGUUACGAAUGUUGUUCAAAAGCAUUACUUUAAAGUUGUUAAAAUGGACAAGUGAUUGGACAACUGAUUAAUUUUUUUUAUAUAGUAUUAUUUUGUUGUUUUUUUUAAAUGUUAGCUAUUACUAUUGCUACAUCACUCUCCUCCUAGCAGUGACAUCUCAGCGACACUGCUGUGUCUGAUACAUUUGUACCAGCAUCUCACACACUGCCAUGUUAGUGUCACUGCUGUGCUGAGAAUAGACCACCACCUGCAUUAUAACUAGUAGAUCUAUAUUGUACACCUGUGUAUUGGAGCUACAGGGUAGAAGUCUCUAAUAAAUUCAAUGAAUGAGUGUAAACUGAAAAGGAUACAGAAGCCAAAAGCUUCAGCUUUUACUAAUAAAAGUGGUAUUCAGUAACAGUGUUACUGGGUAUGUUUACAUGCACAACAAUAUUACAGUCAUAUCCUAUUUCAGCAGUUAUUCAAAAGUGGUCAUGAAAACAGCAUGAUCAGGUUAAAACCCUUAUGAAAUCCAAUAAGGACACCUUUAUUUUCACCCAGUAAUUGAGUUAUUCAGCAUAUUCAGCAGUGGCAGAUAAUUUACAUUUUUUCAUGUUUCAAAAGGUGCAUGCUGGAAUCGUAUUAUUUAGUGAUUAAAGGCACAGUGUACGAUUCUGGAAAAUGAUUAUUGAUAUUGAGCUCAACAGCAAAACAAAUACACCCCUCCCUUCAGUGCUUCUUCAGAAGCUCCAUUUCACACGCACACACUUGGCUGGCAAACGUGUUUAUUUUAGACCUUUGUGGCAAACGUAUGGACAAAUACCAUGAUAUAACGUUAGAGCAAACAACCACACAGCAAGUAAUGUAACUAAUGUUAGCUUGGUUGUGGGUUAGCAAACUGUCACUACAAUUGCUGCUGCGAGGCUAAUCACAAACUACUAUCACAAACAGGAUAAAACAGCAAUGACCUGUUGGUUCUGUGAAACAGCAAAAAUGAGUUAAUGUUACCCACCUGUCAAGCAGAAACAGAGCAGCCUCCUCGUCCCUUUUCAUGCCUUUAAACUCUCAGUGAAGCUGAAGUCAGCUUCUUGUUCGAACUUUCCCAUUCCACCUUAACUCCUGCACUAUUUACGUUCUGGUGCCUCAGCUUCUUCUUCUAAUUUUCCCAUUCUACCUUAUGUCUUGCACCAUUUACAUUCUGGUGCCUUAGUUUCUUGUUCUAAUUUUCCCAUUCCACCUUAAAUGGUGCAGCACUUAGGCUAUAUUCAGGUGCCUCAACUUCUUUUUCGAUUUUUUUUUUUUCCUGUUCAACCUUAAUUGGUGCAGCAGUUACAUGGAAUUUAAGGUGGAACUGGAAAAUGCAUCCACUGUCUGAGGUCUUUCCACUGCUGAAACACCCUUGCCUGAUCCAAGAAACUCCUUUCUCAAUCUUUGUACUUCAGAUCUUCUCCUCUUUGGCUGUUUCUCGGCCAUCUUCUCUUUUUCACGAUGCAUAGAGUUCAGCACGUAGACCCUCCCCUUCCCCCCUGGCUGGAAUUGUGGUGUGUGGCUCGGACCGAGACACUCGGAUUAUUUUCCAUUUACAGAGCCAGGGCUGUAUAUGAACACCAGAUUUUUUUCCAGUGCUCACGCAGAACAGAGAGCCAGUGGAGCGCGAGGAGACAUUGGCCGAAUUUGACAAAGUGUAUUGGAUUAAAAUUCCAUACUGCGCCUUUAAUGCAGGCUGUGAGUUUUCCCAUUAUUAGCAUUCUUAUGUUCUUGUAAACCUAGUGAUUUUCCAGUUAUCAGAUUGAUUUGUAUGUGUAAACAUACUCACUGGCGCACGACACUGAGCAUCAGCACUGUGGAACGGGAAUCUUAGUGAUACAGAUAUUUCACUAUAUUUGGGGAAAGACAGAUUGGAGAAAAAGUUACAGUAGUUUUAACUUGAUGUUCUCUUGGUAUGAAGAGAUUAUUUUCUGCCUAAUUUGUCUGUGAUCUCUUACUAAUUUUAAUUUUUAUUGGACAUUUGUUUUACACUUACAUUAUGUUACUACUUCUUGUUGUUUGUCUGUUCAAAUCAGUUUUAUUCAAAAAAGUACAUUGUAAGGCACCCUGCUUCUGACAGGUUUGAUGUGUAGACCAAAGAAAGUUAUUAAUAAUUUUUUAUUAUCAUAAAUAUUUUGUUAACAUGAAGAUUGUUAAACAUUUUGUUUUCCUGUAUUUUGCUGUAUUAUCUAAUAAAGACUACA